AAAACGGAUAUUGUUCUGUCUAGCUGCUUUGCGUUUUCCACAUUCCAGUCUACAGUCUUCCUCACCUUAAAAUAAAAUUUAUGGGAAUACCUUGUGGGUUUUGUUGAAGGUUGAGAGCAUGUUGAUGUCGGGUUUUACACAUUUUCUUACUAAAUGACCACUUCCACGGUGUACUUCUGCCACAAUUUAAAGCUACCCCUAACCUCCUUAUUCUCUGUCGCUUGGCGUAAUCAACCUAGUUUUUUUGUUCGAUUCAGUUGCAAACGAAAACGGUUUUGUGGGUUCCUCGCAAAUGCGGAAAACGACAAUAACGAAUAUUCUAGGAAAAGGAAAACAAGCUGGUGGGGAAGGUUCUUUUUCGAGGAUGACGGUAAUUGGCUUGGUCUCAAGGACGAUGACAUGGUGGAGGAAGUUGGGGAUAUGUUGUCAGAUUCGGAGGAGGAUGAGGAGUUGUUAGGGGGAGGCAAAUUUGAGGCAUGGAAGAGGAGGGCUGAGGCCAUAAUCGAGUUGAGGGAAGCGCAAGAAGAUAUGAGGAAUGAGGAGAGCAGAAGAUGGGAAGAUUGGAUUGUUGUUGCGGAUGGGGAUGAUAACAAGCUUGGUUCUGCAAAUGACUGGGAUGAUGGUGGCGGUGGAGGUGGCCUUGGCCUUGGCCUUGGCGUUGGGGAGGAAAACGGAAACGGUUUGGUUCGGUCUGUCAGAGAUUUGGUUAUUGGGAGGGGAGAUGAGGAUGUCUUGUACGAGGAUCGUGUUUUUCGAUAUGCCUCCUUCAAUUCGGCUAAGUUUUUGGCAGCGCUGUUAAUUGUACCCUUGGCCUUGGAUUUUGUGGUUCAUGACUUUGUUCUUAUGCCGUUUUUGGACAGAUAUGUGAAGACUGUGCCAUUGGCAGAAGAGAUUCUUGAUGUCAGAAGAAAUCAAAAGCUUGAAAUGGUUAAGCAACUACAGGUUGAAAAAGCAAGGUUCCGUUUUGAGGUGGAGAUAGGUAAAUCUCCUCCUCUUUCAGACGAAGAACUUUGGUGGGAAUUGCGGCGUAAAGCGUUAGACUUACGAGACGAGUUCAGAUUAGAGAACCGUAAAGCAUUUGCCAACAUAUGGUCAGAUAUGGUAUUUGGCAUUUCACUGUUCCUUGUCUUACACCUCAAUCAAAGUAAGGUGGCUUUGCUGAAAUUUGCAGGUUACAAAAUAAUAAGUAAUAUUUCAGAUACUGGAAAGGCAUUUCUCAUUAUACUGAUUACAGACAUUUUUUUAGGGUAUCAUUCUGAAUCGGGUUGGCAGACUUUGCUUGAGAUAAUUGUUGAGCAUUAUGGACUCCAAGUUGAUCAGUCUGCUAUAACGGUUUUUGUCUGCCUGAUUCCGGUUGUUAUUGAUGCUUGUGUGAAGCUUUGGUUGUUCAAGUCUCUUCCCAGGUUAUCCCCAAGAGUUUCAAAUAUAUUCCGGGAAAUGAAACGCCAUUAGUGAUUCUUUUAUUCUGGAAUCUGGAGGGUCCUGUCAUGAUUUGGGGGAAUAGAGUGUGACUAAUUUUUUUUGGAUUUAUCUUAAGUAUUAGCUAAUUGGGAAAAUGAAGCUUAGCGUGGAGCUUAUUUCCUUUUUAUUAUAUACAAUAAUGCAAAGGAGUGGGUAACCCGAAAGAUAAUAUAAUUAGUAUCAUUAUUAUGACCAGUGAUAUGUCAGAGCUAGGCCUUGAUUCUUGAA
This is a messenger RNA of Gossypium raimondii (Peruvian cotton), 1689 nucleotides long. Its product is annotated as chloroplast envelope membrane protein. The transcript has 7 exons. The coding region runs from base 154 to 1452 and encodes 432 amino acids. NCBI's taxonomy places the organism in Eukaryota, Viridiplantae, Streptophyta, Magnoliopsida, Malvales, Malvaceae. Gene Ontology annotation, cellular component: membrane. The record is from RefSeq and is a predicted model, not a curated record.